CUCGCAAGUGAGCGCAGAACCUAGCCCCGCCGACGAGCAGCAGCAGAUCAGCGCAGAUUCAGCAGGAGGACUUCGCCGAGAUCCAGCGAUCCACAAGAUCAAUCUGAUAUCGAUCGAGCCGCAUCGUCGAGCACGAAGAUUUCUCAUCUAACUCGAUUAAAAAAACAGCCAGACUUCACCCAACUGCGCCGACAUCGUAGAAUGGUAGAGAGUGAACUUAACUCAAAGCACAACCAUAAUUAUGGCAAAUUUCACUACUUCCUCCUCACAGUAUGCGGCUUCGUCAGCACCAGCGAGGAGAUGGACGUAAUCUCUAUGUCCUUCAUCCUACCUAGUGCACAAUGUGACCUAAAGCUCGAUACCCAAGCCAAGGGAUGGCUCAACUCGAUCAUCUUCAUCGGCAUGAUGGCAGGUGCUUACGCUUGGGGCUCUGUAGCGGAUGCCCUAGGCCGUCGGAAGGUUCUCAUCGCCAUCUCCUUCACGAAUGCACUCUGCAUCGUUGCCUCCAGCUUCAGCCAGUCCUACGAACUGUUUAUGUUCUUCCGUUUUCUAAACGGCGCCGCACUUGGUGGCAGUGGACCUGUGAUCUGGUCAUACUUUGCUGAAUUUCAACCAAAGGCAAAACGAGGCUCAAUGCUGUCCUUUAUGGCUGCAUUCUGGACACUUGGAAAUCUUUUUGUUGCUGGUUUAGCAUGGUCGAUCAUCCCUAAUGACAUUGGUAUCGUAAGUUCAUCGUUCACAUACAAUUCCUGGCGAAUCUUCCUGCUGAUCUGCGCUGCUCCAUCGUUUAUCGUCGCGGGGCUGCUCCUGCUGCUCCCUGAAUCCCCCAAAUACCUCUUGUCCUGCGGAAGAUAUGAGGAAGCGCUCGAUAUCUUCCGCGGGAUCUACGCCAUUAACACUGGCAAACCGCGUGAUAGUUACACGGUAAAAGAAUUAAUUUUGGAUGACUUCCAAGAACCGGAAACGAAGAAGAGUACCAUUGAGAAAAAUAAAUACAAAACAAUGCUCGCCGACAUCGUAGACAAUAGCAAGCAACUAUUCAUCUCGCCGAUACUUCGUUUCACCAUGAUAUCCAUCAUCAUCAACUUCACUUUUCAUAUUGGUUAUUACGGUUUGAUGAUGUGGUUCCCGGAAUUGUUCAAUCGUUUCGACGAGUAUCACCGCGAUCAUCCUGGCGAGAUCGCUUCGAUAUGCCAAGUGACCGACUAUGUGGUUCAAAAAGGUUCUCAGAGCAUCGAGAAUUUUUGCUCGGACAAAAUCGGCGCCUCCGUUUUUAUGGAAUCGUUGAUCACCGUUGCGUCCGCCAUACCUGCGAAUAUCAUCGCUGUUCUAGGAAUGGAUCGUCUUGGUCGCAAAUUCUUCUUAGUGUUCAGUACAUUUUCAUCGGGGCUCUGUUCAAUCGGAUUGUACUUCGUAUACAAUAAGCAUCAUAAUCUGAUCGUUUCGGCAAUUUUCAGCGGCGUGAUAAGCUGCGGAAACGCGGCCUUAGAUUGUCUAAUAACUGAAGUUUUUCCAACGCCACUACGCGCUACGGGAAUUGCUAUUUCCAUGGUUGCGGCACGUCUCGGUGGAAUUAUCGGUAACAUCGUAAUCGCUCAACUCUUGGACAUGUAUUGUCCAGCGCCAACUUUCAUCGUGGAGGAUUAUUGUGUUUAUUCUUACCAAACACAACUCGGGAACCACUUUCUUGACACCAGUGGAGAAUUAUAUCAGACCGAUUGAACCGAUGUACAGUACCUUUCAAUACACGCACCUUUCAAAUUGAUAAACUUAUCACGUUUCAGAGCGUUGUACGUUCAUACAUUCGUUCGCAUUUACUCAUGAAACGAUUCAUUGUGAACAAUGUACAUCCUGACGAAUUGAGCAUCACAUUCCUAUUUUACAUAUCAAUCCUUGAAUGACAAUAAAUAACGUAGUAUUAACAAUUAGAAUUUAUAGUAGAUAGUAGAUGAUAUUUUUUGGAGAAUAAAUGACACGAAUGCAGAAUUUUCUACAGUAUUUUCUUUGUAAAGAAAUAUAAAGGUUAUGCUAUUUCUAUCAUAUAUUCAGUACUAGAUGUUCGAUAGAACGUCGAUGUCACCCUUCAAUCGUGUGUGAACUUUGUUUACUGUCGUUAAACGUGAAAGAGAUGUACCUUCGGCAUCUACGCUGAUUAUUCAUUUUGGUGUUCGUAACAUUUUUGUUAUGUACUUUUAUAUCUCUUGUGUCCAUAUUUCAGACGUAGCCAUUAUAUUUAUAAGGUGUAACAAUCACGACAUGUUUGAAAUGUAAAACGUGGUGUAACAAUGAAAAAAAAAAAAAAAAAA
Heterotrigona itama is the source of this 2306-nucleotide messenger RNA. NCBI's taxonomy places the organism in Eukaryota, Metazoa, Arthropoda, Insecta, Hymenoptera, Apidae. The record is from the annotation of a GenBank genome assembly.